Molecule: messenger RNA, 684 nt
Organism: Acanthosepion pharaonis
Lineage: Eukaryota; Metazoa; Mollusca; Cephalopoda; Sepiida; Sepiidae
Source: the annotation of a GenBank genome assembly
AUGGCUUCCGUACAACGCUUGAAAAAUUUGCCAUUAAUUUUCACUCUCUUCUUGUUAUGCCGAAUAAUAUCUAGCGAAGAGAGUUCACUGACAAUCGAACUACCGGACAAAGAGAAAUGGUGUUUUAAUCACGAAUUCUCGAAAGCGGCGCCAUACAUCUUCUACUUUAAGGUUAUACGAGGAGGCAACAAUGAUGUUGACGUGAAAGUGAUGACCCCAAACGGUCGCGUGAUUUACAACGAGAAACGCCAAAAUAACGGUCGAGUCGAGAUGGACACCACCUCAAGAGGAGCCUACGAGUUCUGCUUCAGUAAUGACUUCUCCACGUUAACCCAUAAAGUGGUAUUCUUUAGCAUUCGAUCAGAAGAGGUGGAAAAUCUCGCCGUAGAGAAAGGAGAGAGAAAACCUUACGUGCCGACGGCUACAGAGGCAGCCUGUGACAACAUCCACGCAAGUAUGGUCGGUGUUGUAGAGAAUCAGAAGGAAUACCGGCUCAAGGAAGCCAUCGGGCGACAUUUAGCGGAAGUACUUAAUACGCAUGUGCUGUGGUGGUCGAUUGGUCAGACAGCAGUGAUUUUCUUAGCCGGAGUCGGACAGGUUCUUGUGCUUAAAACAUUUUUCACUGAAAACCUGAAAUCUAGCAAACCAGUAGAAAAUCCACAAUUUGGUUUCCCUAGGAAUUAA